This is a messenger RNA of Amphiprion ocellaris (clown anemonefish), 3472 nucleotides long. It is a transcript of the gene hdx, whose product is annotated as highly divergent homeobox. NCBI's taxonomy places the organism in Eukaryota, Metazoa, Chordata, Actinopteri, Pomacentridae. The record is from RefSeq and is a predicted model, not a curated record. Gene Ontology annotation, biological process: regulation of transcription by RNA polymerase II. Bases 847 to 3225 code for a protein of 792 amino acids. Gene Ontology annotation, molecular function: DNA-binding transcription factor activity, RNA polymerase II-specific; RNA polymerase II cis-regulatory region sequence-specific DNA binding. The transcript is spliced from 11 exons.
CACACGUCACAAUCAUGAUUAGAAUUGAUGAUCGGACGUUCUGAUUUCAUUGUCUAGCAAAAGGGGACUGCUGAAGAAAUCUGCUGAAUUUGAACGUUCGUGUGAUUUUGACAUCAAACAUGGUACGUAGGGAGGUGAUUUCACUUUUGGCUUCGGGUUCUCCGGGAGCGUUUUACCUGCCGGUGUCCGCUCGAAGCCCGGGUCAGUGCGAAUGGUCCCGCCGGGGUCGGGAAAUCACGGAUUUGAAGGAAAAGUUUAGCCGCGGCUAUCCAUUGGGAAAGCUAUGCUAAUGCUAGCUAACGCUGGUUGGCUCAGACAUGGCCGCUCGGGCCUGCAGGCUAACGCUGCACGGCCGUUGUGUCGUCCCCCGGUGUUGUUUACCGUCCGGCACUCAGUCGUGAAGUUGUGUCUUGCGCUUCCCGUGUGGUAAUUGUGUUUGUGAGUCCGCUGGCUGUCGCCUCGGUGCCGUACUAAUGUGACGUGCCCACAAUUUGCUCGCUAAUUCUCCCCGUAAUGUUUCCAUAUUGACUGUAGCCAUGCGCAGUCAGCCUGCCAAAAUAAACCUGCUGCUUGCUUAUUGGUCGCACUACAUUCCCGUAUGUGACUGUGUUUAUCAAAACCUCCAGCAACUACACUUCCAACUCACCCAGCGCUGCUUUUCAGCUUCUCUGCAGCUCCAGGUGUUUUCACUUUAACCGUCCUGCCCGCCGCUGCUGCCCUUUUUCCUCCUUCCUUUGUACACAGAAGAGCCACAUUACUCGAAGGUGUGCCAGGUACACUGAGACAAGAUGAGUACGACCAAAAUAGUGCUAACCUAGAAAAUAUGGAGGUUUUGCUGUGAUCUGCAUGGCUGCCCCGUUCCCCUCCAGUAGCAGAAUGGAUGCGUGGCCACAAAGACGUGGCCUGCAGACUAUGAACCUGCGCUCAGUGUUCACAGCUGAACAGCAGAGGAUCCUAGAACGUUACUAUGAUAAUGGGAUGACCAAUCAAAGCAAGGCUUGCUUCCAGUUAAUACUGCAGUGUGCUCAGGAGGCCAAACUGGACUUCAGUGUUGUCCGGACAUGGGUUGGCAACAAAAGACGUAAGCUCGCCUCCAAAGUUGACCAGAAUGGAGGCAUGUCUCAUUCCUUAUCUAGCCACGGACUAGCUGCGGGGCUCCUCUCAAAUCACACAUUAGCUGGAGGUGCUCUGUCCAAUCACAGCCUAGCGGCAGGGGCGCUGCUUCCUGCUGAUCUAGCUGCAGCACGGAGCAUCCAGAAUCGCGUGCACCUUCUUCCUCCAUCUUCAUCCUUCCCGUCUUUCUCCUCAACAUCUUCAUCCCCUUCGUCUUCCUCUCCCCUCAGCAGUGGAAGCAACAAUAACAACAACAAUAACGAUGUAAUACUGACUGGGAUCUACUCUCUGAACUCUGUCCCUCGCUCCCGACCACGACCCACAGCCCCUCCAUCGCAGUCAGACUCUGAGCUCUCUGCACACACAUCCUCAUCCCUGAUCAACCAGGUGCUGCAGAGCAGGAACAGCUCCACCUCCUCACCCAUCCACUCCAAGCUAGUGUCACUCUCUCAGAAUCUCCCAUCCCUCACAUCUGCCUCAGGGCCUUUAGUCUACACUGCAGUCAGGAAGGGCACUUUACCCCUUGGGGAGGGAGGGAUAAGUGUAGGAGCAGGGGUGGUACCUCACAGCUGGACUAGACAGUACGGCACAGCGCAAACUCGCCCUUGGUCCUCUUCCUCACAGUCCCAAGCUCAGCUCCAGCCCAGACCUCACUCCAACCCCCAACCUCAGCCUCCGGCUCCACAGAAGACUCGGGUGUCUCCCAUAGUCCAAAGCUCUGGCACCUCCUCUGAACGGACACCUCGUAUUCAGCAGGUCUUCACCUUGUCAGAAAGGGGUGAAGGGGACCGACUUAGACCUGCACAAGCACCCACUCGGAAAAGCCAGGAGACCCGUCGGCCGGCACCUCACCCUCUGGACACCUUCCAUAACUUCUCUAUUGCCAUGGAAACUGGUGAUGAGGAAGACGAGUGGCAAAGGGAAGAGGAGUUGGCAAAUAUGGCCGCUCAAACACUUAUCCACAAGGAGCAGACCUCACCCAGCCCGACUAGGGCUGAAGUGCGCGUCAUCGGAGGAAACCACACACCUCCUAUGACUAGCUCCAGACCUGCAUUUCUUCACAGCAACACAGCUCUUCAGGGCAGCUACUCCCUCACAGCACAGACCUCACUUACAGGGGACUCCAGCUCACAGACUUCAGUUGGUGUGUCUGCUGCCCCAUGGGUUAUCAGUAACUCCAGAAAGAGAACACUGCAGGAUCGGACCCAGUUUAGUGAUGGAGAUCUCAUCCAGCUGAAGCGCUACUGGGACCGAGGCAUGACCAGCCUGGGCUCGGUGUGCAGGGAGAAGAUCACUGCUGCAGCAAACCAACUCAAUGUAGACACUGAAAUAGUCAAGACGUGGAUCAGUAACAGGCGGAGGAAGUACCGUCUGAUGGGUAUUGAAAUCCCUCCUCCUAAAGGCGGGCCUGCUGUAUUCUCAACCUCAUCCCCGGGAAACGAAUCUCCGGUGGCCCUCAGCCCAGACGGCGAGCCGCUAAGUACUCCUGAACUCGGAGAUGACUUAAAUGAUGGGGGAUCUGUGUGCCUCUCUGAGGAUGGCACCAUCGAUUCACAACACAGAGAUGGAGAGGAUGGAACUGAUGUGUCCGCUGCUGCUCCGCUGGCCAACAAUGUGAAAAUCGAAGUAAUUGAUGAGGAUGAAGAAGCUGAUGAUGACGAAGAUGGUGAUUUAGUAGCUUCGGACCUCGAGCAAAUGCAGAACCUGCUAGAAUUCAAGCAUGAGGAAGUGCAGUUCUUAGAGAACGAGCUAGAGAACCAAAAACAAAAAUACGAGGAGCUAGUCAGCUUCACGAAGAGCCUGCUCUACGCUGUGAGGGAUAAUGACCUGGAGAGACAGCAGGAACUCAUGGCCAGUCUACCUCAGCCUUCAGACCAGGACUGGGACAUGGCAGUGGACAGAGGAGCCGAGGCUGCUGCUGAGUCAGUAGAUGCAUCCCCCAUCCACGAUUUCCCCCAGACAGCCGGUGCGAGGGGCAUCGAUCCUCUGCACAGCCAAGCAAACGAAGAAGUCCCGCUGGUCACCAUAAACGAAGACGAUACAAUAACUGAAGUUACAGAGCCCUCUGCAUCAGAGGAUCAACUGCUGGAAGCAGCUACUGAACAAGAGUGACUGUCUCAUUUACAUCACCUCGCACACACACACAAGCUCAUACAGAUACGUUUUCACACUUCCACACAAGAGAGACUGUUUGAUUUUAACAUUUACACAAACACUCUGGUAAACUCGUACUCCGCGCCCAGUGCCUGUGGAUUGAUGCUUCACUACGACUGUUGGGCUGACAGAUGCCUUUUUUUACUGCAUAUCAUUCGCCUUGCUCUGGUUCACUCCAGAGAGAACAAUAAAGACCUCUAACUUA